Brassica oleracea var. oleracea is the source of this 1430-nucleotide messenger RNA. RefSeq lists its product as uncharacterized. The transcript is spliced from 6 exons. The record is from RefSeq and is a predicted model, not a curated record. Bases 406 to 1359 code for a protein of 317 amino acids. Lineage: Eukaryota; Viridiplantae; Streptophyta; Magnoliopsida; Brassicales; Brassicaceae.
GGACUCUUUUGCGCACUUAAAUUUUUAGUUAAUGAAAAAAAUCAAAAAAGAAAAAUCAAUGAUUGGGCUUGAGUUGCAAACUUGCAAACCAUAGUCGAAUUUUGAUCGUCUUGCAGUGGAUACUGGUUAAGGGCUUCACGGGGAUCGGUUGCGGCAAGCGAGAGACACGACUCGAAAGCAAUGUCCGGCCGAUUUUGCGCACAUGCUUUAACGUCGAAAGAGGAGGUCACGAGAAGGAAACUUGCUCCAGAUCUUUAACUAGUUCCCGGCCCGUAUGGCUGUCUCCCUCAGACCAUAUCGUUGACUUUCUAUUUCCCUUCAUCUGUCAUUUUUCACCUUGCUCUUUUUUGGGUGGCUCUGAAGUUUCAAGAUCAGAGUAGAAGACAGGUGUUAGUGUUAUUCAAUAUGUUUCAAAAUAAGGAUGUGUUUCCUGGAUUUGUGGUCUGGAUUAAUCAGACUAUUCGAGAGCCUCUUAAGGCUGAGUUCAAGAGAUUAAAGAAUGUCAAAGAGGAAAACUUGGUUAAAAGUCUUAAGGCAGAGAUAGAGACUACUCAUGAUAAGCAUAGAGAUGAGGAGAAGUUAGAGAAGCAAUUACAAGCUUGGAGAAAUAAUCCUUCAUGGAUUGAUCAACCUCCUAAGGUUCAGGUGAAAACACAAAACGGUUCAUUUUGCCAUUUGAAUGUAGAAGUUAACGUGGGAUUGCCUCCUGAAUCAGUCUACAACAUUUUCACUCAUCCAGACAACAAACGAUACUUCAAGAACAUCAAGGAAUGCAUAUCAAGAAAAGUUUUGACGGAGGAAGGACCAAUGCAGACAGUGGACGUGAAGCAAGCCGCGGCUUGGAAGUUUCUUUGGUGGGCUGGUACUUUCCCUGUACAUCUAAUUGUCCAAGAAAAUCGAAAAAAUCUCACCUCAAAAUAUAAGCAAGAGAAAACAAUGUUCAUGAAAGUGUUUGAGGGUUGUUGGAGAGUAGAGCCAUUGUUUAUAGAUGAACAUUUGUGUGACCGCAUGAAACCAAAAACUCUACAAGAUUACGACAGUUGUAGCAAUGGACGAGGGAGGAUAGGGUCAAAGGUGACAAUGGAUCAGAUGUUUCAGCCUUCUGCUAUACUUACUCCCCCUCCACUUUCUUGGUACAUUCGCGGGAUCACCAUUAAAACCACAGAAAGUAUGAUUGAAGAUCUCCUCGCUGAAGCUGCUAGGCUCCGAGGAGGAGGAGGAGGAGGAGGCCAUGAUGAUGAUGGUCAAGGAGAAAACGGCGCUGUAUUGGAGAAGAGCAAAGAUGAGCACAUAAAGGAGAGAUGGAGAUCACGUAGGAGAAGUAAGGGGAUGAGAUAUACGAAUCGGAGAAUGAUGUAAUUAAUGUAAUUGUGAUUUAAACUUUAUUGAUCUUACAAACUCAAAACUCAUGAUUUUAUGAUUUGCUUCAA